Molecule: messenger RNA, 420 nt
Organism: Amaranthus tricolor (Joseph's coat)
Lineage: Eukaryota; Viridiplantae; Streptophyta; Magnoliopsida; Caryophyllales; Amaranthaceae
Exons: 3
Coding region: 1-420 (139 amino acids)
Source: RefSeq, a predicted model, not a curated record
AUGCAUGCUGAACUCCAGGCUUUACAAACUAAUAACACAUGGGAUCUUGUUUCUUUACCCCUGAAAAGAAAGCUAUUGGGUUCAAAUGGGUUUAUAAGGAGACGUUCUUCAGUAACCAAGAUGACUACAGUCCAUUAUAUCAUUAUUUUAGCUACUGCUUCCAUCAACCGCCUCAUUGCUCAUCUUCAUAAUACAGUCAAUAGUAAAGAUCUUGGCCCUCUUAGCAUUUUCUUUGGUAUUGAGAUCACUUACUUACCAGAUGGUAGUGCCCCAACACAGAGGAAAUAUACUACUAAAUUAAUUCGUGAUGCUGGCAUUCCCAUUACAAAGCCUGUUACCACUCCUCACCCUAUUAUUCUUAAAUUGCAACAUAAUGAUAACUCCCCUUUGUUUUCUGAUUCUACAUGCAUACUAUCGUAG